GCCGCCGGCUGCAGGCGGGGCCCCGCCGCCGCCCCGCGCCCGGAGGGAGCAGCCCCGGUGCCGCCGAGUCCCAGCCGUGAAGCUGUCUGUGCUGUACUGGGGACAAGGGGGAUGAUUUGUUAAAAGCAGAUGCAUUACUGCAGUGAUUAGAAAUGGACUUAGCUUGGCAGGAAACACUUAAGAAGGCUGGCAAAGAGACUGCUUGGCCCUCUCAUGCAAGAUUUCUCCAGAAGUAAAGAAGCACUAAAGGAGAUACUCUGUUCCUUCGAAACAACUGCAGCUGCUGGCGAGAAGCAGCAACACUGUGCAACAAACGAGGAAACCACUUCCAGGUUACCAAAACAUGCCGUUGAACUGAAUUUUGCAGCUGCAUUUUCAAAUGUACCAUGGGAUGCAUCAAAUCCAAGGAUGCCUUUCCGGGUUCAAACGCCAUCCUGGUUGAAGGGAGCAGGGAAGGUAACGAAGGAUGCACUGGGGAGAAAUCAUCACUGAUAGCAGUGAUGGCGGACGAGAAAGGUCCAUCGAGCACCAUAGUACUGGACUAUGCACACCGUCUCUCCCAUGAGAUUCUUGAUCAGGCGGUGAAACAGUGGGCAGUGACGGAAAGCAAAUACAGUGACAUUCCCUUUAUCGAGAGCGAUGUGCCCUGAGCCUUCAUUCACAGUGCGUGUCCUGUCUGCUGAGCAGUUUUAUUCGGUACUAGUGCAAAUAAAGUAAAAUCAGCUGUGACUUGAGCAUAGUGCCACUAGCUGAAUGCGUUUGCAAGGAGAGGCUGGAAAAAAUGCCUUUUAAUCUAUAUUGCUAAGAAACUACUUGGAUUACACUAAAAUCUGUUAAUCAAAAGUUAUUUGUUAUCAGCCGUAAGUUGAGUGUAGUCUGUCUUCAUGUUGAGUGUGAUCUGAAAUAAGUCUUAAAAAAAGAGGAGGAAAAUAAUGCAGCUGCCUUGCAGCUGAACAAGUACUGCCACAGAGGCCCCCAAAGAUGCUUAAGAACAAAGCCCGGAUUAUUUUUAUGUACUACAUAAAAAAAGUAUGGCCUGUUUGUAGGUGAAAGUAAGGACUGUAUGCUUGGCAAAUUUGUUUUGUGUUCUGCUAAAGUGAAACCAGGUUCUUCUAUGUAGCAAAGAUAACUGCUGUUGUAAAUUUUACUUUUGAUUCUUUGACCAGACUAAGCCUGUAAACCACAAAAUAACGAGGGUGAUAAGAAGCAUUUUAUAAAACCAAAUAGUAUUCAGGGAACCAUAUGGAUUAUGAUAAUUCUCAACUUCCAUUCUGAAUAGAACCAGUGAGAAACAUUACAAUAUUGAUAAACAGUGCAUUAUAAUUAACAGAUGCUCUGGCUUCUGUACAUGCAUGAAGUCUAUUCUCUAGAAGCCCACAGCAAGACAGUUUAACAUCUCAUCACUGUGUUCAAACCAAAGCUGUUUACUUUUUUUGUUACAAUGCUGGGGUUUUGUUUUGCUUUCUUUGUGUUGUUUAUUGUGUUUUGUUUUGUUUUGUUGUGGGUU
Messenger RNA from Cygnus atratus (black swan), 1507 nucleotides. RefSeq names its product chromosome 6 C2orf88 homolog (gene AKAP19). The transcript has 4 exons. NCBI's taxonomy places the organism in Eukaryota, Metazoa, Chordata, Aves, Anseriformes, Anatidae. Gene Ontology annotation, molecular function: protein kinase A regulatory subunit binding. The record is from RefSeq and is a predicted model, not a curated record. Bases 387 to 650 code for a protein of 87 amino acids.